Messenger RNA from Ceutorhynchus assimilis (cabbage seed weevil), 4652 nucleotides. NCBI's taxonomy places the organism in Eukaryota, Metazoa, Arthropoda, Insecta, Coleoptera, Curculionidae. The record is from the annotation of a GenBank genome assembly.
AAUGGGAAUCGAAGACUCCAUUUUGAGGUUAUAUCAAUUUCCAACAGCUGUUCCAAAAUCAAUUCGGAUUCUACCUGUUUUCUGACCUCUUGCUACUGCAAUCAAAUAUCUAUAGAAUCCAUAGUUCUUGUGUUAAAAGGUAAUGCUAAAUGCAUAAUUUAUUGUUAAAUAAUUUUAGACCACAUGUUGGGUUGGCUUAAAAAUAACAACAAAGAAUUUUGAUUUUGUUGAGAAAUGGUUGUCAAUUAUUUAUCUCGUGGCUUAUAUCUGUCCUUGUUUUAAUCACGACUAAAGACAAGGACAGAAACUCUACUAUACUAAAAAGAAUGGCGAUUUGUGCAAAAAGAACUCAAAGAAGAUUGAUUGCUUAACUUAACCCUAAAAAUUUGACAUCAAAAUCAAAUCAAAUCAUCACCCCCCUUCUUCCUACUACUAAAUAAUUAAUCACUUCCAAAAAAAAAGAUAAUUUGAGAAGGCCGGCCUUUGAAGGCUCACCGUAAACUCGUCAAUUACCAGGCUCCAAUAUGCCUCCAGUGGAUAGCACACCCAAUAUUUAUAUGGGAAACUUCGAAUUGGUGUAUUCCCUAAAGGCAUUCAAUAAAAUUCCCGUUUCCGAAUACGUUUCGAAAAAGACAGGCUUGACUGUUUGUAUUGCCGAAGUCGAAGGGCCUGUGGUCAAUGGAUAUUUUUGUCUUGCCACUGAAGCUUUCGACGACGAUGGCUUACCUCACACCCUCGAACACCUCAUUUUUUUGGGCAGCGAAAACUACCCCUACAAAGGCGUUCUGGACUUGUUGGCCAACAGGUGCUUAGCCUCGGGCACCAAUGCUUGGACAGACAUCGACCAUACCUGUUACACAAUGGAAACAGCUGGAUCUGAAGGAUUUUGCUCCCUUAUGCCUAUAUUUUUGGAACAUAUUUUGUAUCCUGUUUUAAGUGAUGAAGGCUUUGUAACUGAAGUCCAUCACAUAACAGGUGUAGGUGAAGACGCUGGCAUAGUUUACUGCGAAAUGCAAGACAGAGAAAACUCGGCAGAAUCCAGAAUGCAUUUAUCCAUAGCCAGGAAUAUUUAUCCGGGUCGUUGUGGAUAUUCUUCAGAAACUGGUGGUAUUAUGAAGAACUUGCGUGAAUCUACCAGUAAUGCAAAGGUAAGAGCUUACCACAAAGAAUUCUACAGGCCGGAAAAUCUCAAAGUCAUUAUAACUGGACAAAUUAAAGCUGCUGACAUCUUCAAGGCUUUGGCACCAUUAGAAGAGCUAAUUUUAUUAAAGGAUGAUAGAGGUCCAUUCCAAAGACCUUGGCAAUCUCCAGUCCCUCCGCUAGACUCUUCUAAAGAUUUAACCAUUAAAUAUCCAUCAGACGAUGAAGAUAAUGGUCUUUAUGCCAUGGCCUGGAGAGGGCCCUCUUGUGUUACAGAUUUAUAUAGUUUAACAGCUUGUUCGUUGUUAUUGAAAUAUUUUACGGAAAAUUCAAUUUCUCCUUUGCCUAAAGCGUUUGUGGAGACUGAUAAUCCUUAUGCUAGCAAUGUCUGUUACAAUUUGUAUGAGAACUCCGAAUCCUGUCUAUAUCUUAUUUUUGAAGAUGUCCCUAUCGCUAAAGUUAAUUUGGUUAGAGACAAACUGAGGUCUCAAUUGCAACAAAUUUUGACUGAAGGCGAUAUCGACAUGAAGAGCCUGGAAAGUAUCAUUACUAAAUAUAAAUUGGAGAAUAUUAGUAAUAUCGAAAAUAGUCCGCAUCAGUCAGUUGCUUUCAUGAUUAUCGGACACAUGCUCUAUGGGAAUACUAAAAGUGAUCUUGAACAACGAGUCAAUCCUCUAGAAGACCUUGCCAAACUCAUCAAAGAACCAAAAUCGUUUUGGCUCAACAUCCUCGACAAAUAUUUUGUCAGCAACAAAUACAUUUCGGUCGAAUGCUAUCCAAGCAAAGAAGAACAACAAAAAAUGGCCAAAGAAGAGAAAGACCGUGUGGAAUCUCAAAAGCAAACCUUAUCUGAAACAGGCUUGAAAGAAAAAGGAGAAAUUUUACAAAAAGCUAUUGAUUUUAACGAGAGGGAGCCGCCAGCGGACAUGUUAACUUCGGUAGCUAUUCCUAGUACUGAAUCGAUUAAGUUUCAUAAUAUUACUAGAUACAGAACUGAUUUGAAAAAUGUAAAACUCGAUUUGUCUGGAACUCCAGUUUUUACUUAUUUUGAUGAUUUGAAGACUAGUUUUGUUUAUCUUUAUGCUCUUUUGGAUACUUCAACUAUUCCUUCAGAUUUAAGAAUUUAUCUGCCAUUGUUUUUGGAAGCCUUACUUGAACUGCCUAUAGAGAGAAAUGGAGAAAUUAUACCUUUUGCCCAAAUUGUGUCAGAGUUAAAUGAUGAUACAGUUUGUACAAGCACUUCUUUAGGUUUGGCCUCCAGCGGUUUGUUCAGCUGCGGUAGUUAUUCGCAAACAGCGUCAAUUUCAUUGCAACUUGAGGCUAGUAAGUACAAAAAAGGACUGACUUGGAUUCGUGAGCUUCUCUAUCAAACUAAAUUUACCGCUGAAAGGCUGAAAGUUAUCGCUAUGAAAAUGAGCAACGCUGUUUCCCAGGCUAAAAGGAGCGGUAGGAAUGUUGCCUCUUAUGCUAUGAAGAGCCUGUGGUAUACAAAAGAGAGUAACGUUUACGUCAACGGUAUACUAGUCCAAAACAAAUUCCUGGCAGAAAUUAUUCAAAAAUUGAGCGGCGAUAGCGCACAAGAAGUAGUCCAAAAUUUAGAAAAUCUACGGGAAACUUUAACGAAACCAGAAAACCUUAUCCUUUACGUAGCAGGAAGUUUGGAUAAUCUUCCAGACCCUGUGACACCUCUGAAGACCUUUUUACAGACUGAUAAACAACGAAUUUUAAAACCCUUAAAUCCAACCCCUGACCACAAAUUGCUGUGCAAUCUGGAAAAUAUUCCAACUCCUGGCUGUAUAAUCGGUUUGGGUUGUAUAGAGUCUGCUUAUUACUAUCAAACGGCCAAAUGUAUAACGUCGUUUGACGAUCCAGAUUUGCCUGCGCUGAUGCUUUAUGUGCAAUAUUUAAUACAAGCCGAGGGUCCGAUGUGGAAACAAAUCAGGGGCAAAGGUUUUGCCUACUCUUACCGAAUGUUAGUCAAAGUAUCUGAAGGUCUCAUCUAUCUUAUAUUGGGACGGGCCUCUAAUUUUUUGGGCGCCUAUCAGGAAUCUAAAGAGAUUAUGGACAAACAGCUUAGUAAACAGGAAUGGGACACUACCCUUCUAGAUUCUGCCAGAAGCUCUUUGGUUUUUAGUAUCAUUGAAGAGGAAAAGACUAUUGGUAGUACGGUGGGGUUGUCAAUAAGAUCGUAUUUCCAAGGGGUGGAUUAUACUUACAACAGAAAAAUGCUAGAACACCUCAACAAAGUUACUAUAGAAGAUUUAAAUAGGGUUGGAGAUAAGUAUAUUGCACCAUUAUUUGAUCCGGAACAAGUUAAAACAGCUCUGGUAAUUGACCCGGCUAAACUUGAGGAUUCAGUGGAAGGACUUAAAAGGUUUGGACUAGAACUGACAGCAUACUCUUCACUAGAAGAAAGUUUCCUAAACAAGGUAUAAAACAUUAAUUAUAUGAUAUAUGGACAUCCUAAUGUGUAAGACAAGCUUGAUAUUUUAUUUUUGUUAAAACUAUAGAAGUUUUAAAUAACUUUAUACUAUAAUAAUUAUUGGUCUUCACUUUAUAUGGCUGUUUACGCAUUUACGUAGUAUUUUUAUCACAUCAAUUUUAUAAUCUAAAUAAUGUAUUUUAAAAUAUAUAAACGGAUAUUGAAGCUGGAUGUAGAUUUUUAUUUAACGGCGUCUGAUGUCAAAACAAGGUUUGCACCAAUGAAGAUUUCACGGAGUAUAAGCUGUGAGUCGUGACUCACCCAAAAAUGUAUGUUUCCUAUCAAAAGGGUCCAAAUUAGCCAUUAAUGUACCUAUAGUCUUCCACUACUUACCCCGAUGAAAAUCUGUAUGCAUAAAAAAUACUAGAAAGAGACAAAUACAUAAUGCAUUUUUAUAAAUAUCAAUUUAUUAUGUACAUCAUGUUUAACUAUAAUUUGUAUAAAGUUUUAUAAGAAAUUCUUCACAACGAAAAUAGAACAAAAAAAAAACUACAACAUAUAAAGAUGGAUUUUUGUAUUAAAAACUCAUCAAGUGAUAACCAUGAAUAAGUAUUGAUAAUAAAUCGUCAAUAGGCGUUUUCUUCGAGUUAUUUUAGAAGAUCCAUUUGAAUCUGUAGAGGCUCUUCAGUUACCAUCAAUCAUAAAAACUUACUAACAUAUACACAAGAAUAUCACAAAACAAUAUAAAUGAUCAAAAAUUCUUCAGUCCUUAUUUGGCAAACCCGUUCAGUUCCAAUUUUGUAUCGGUAAACUGCAUGUGGCUGUCAAUAAUUUGAAAAAGUUCAGCCGGUUGUGGUAUUCUACCGCUUUCCAAUUUGGACCAUAUUGGAACACCAUUGAGUGUAAUUUCAAAGGCCCCCGACGAUAUCAGUUGGCCUUCAAUGACGUUGCACAGGAAAAACAGCAUCAUGCAAGCGUAGAUCUUGUUUUCUAGACACCACCUCCACCAGCUGGGUUGGGGCUUGUUGAUGUAGUCGAAAAUGUUGACUCCGCCCAAGAUGCAAACUAUUAGUGCCAUUUUGAGGGUACC